This is a messenger RNA of Brassicogethes aeneus, 2772 nucleotides long. The record is from the annotation of a GenBank genome assembly. NCBI's taxonomy places the organism in Eukaryota, Metazoa, Arthropoda, Insecta, Coleoptera, Nitidulidae.
CCCAUUGAUAGUAUCAUGGCUUAAUAAUGGCAUUUUUAGCCAAAGCUUUCAGUCUAUUAUUUGUAUAUUUUACCAUAAAAGACCCAUACAUUGCAAUUUUCAGUAUAAAGUUAAUGGGACUUGUUAAAUUUAAAUAAGUAAGUAGGUGCAUUUUUAAUUUUACAAAUUUUAGAACCCUUAUUACAGACAAAAUACCGCCAAAGAAUUUAGUAGAAAGGUUUAAUUAAUAAGGUCAAAAUUGGUGCAGUUGUAUAAACAAUUUAUUUAAAAUAAGAUAUUUCUUUACAAUAUAAACAGCUCAUUAUAAUUUAAUAAAAUCUGGAAAUUUCAAUAUUGUAUAUUUAAUUGCCAAGGACACUAAUAAAAUAAAUAUACUGUAAGAUUUAUGCAUAAAAGUCUUAUAUUUUAAAUUAUAUUAAAUUAAAAUUCUCAAAGCAAUCCAAUAAAAGCCCUACAAGACACAAGAAACCAUAAACUCACCCCCACUCCAAAAACCCAGAGAAUCAUCAAAUCAAAUCGCCUAUGGGGGAAAUCCCGCGAAAUCCGACAACACGGCCGCACGAGCUGUGAUAUAAUAGUCGGUGAUUGGUCGGUACGCGCGGCAAUCGAACAUUUCGCGUAUCGUGCUUUCCAUCGGACCGACAACGUCAACGUCAAAAAAACCAUCCCUCCACGCCAAAGCGCACUGCGAGAUUACCAUCAACGAACAAAUCACGGCGAAGUAACGCCGUUGCCGCAACAGGCGCAGCCUACUGUUUGAAACUGUUUCGUGGGGACUGUUUCGUGAUUUUGUGCCGUUUAUUGCGAUGAGCAGCGGUCUGGACGUGCUCAGCGGGUCGUUGAGGGUCCGCAACAGCACCACAGCGGUGGGGCCGGUGAAAAAUGUGAACUGCAAGGUGGUCAGCGAGGUAAAAUCGUGUCCCAGUGUCAUGUCGCCCGAGACGAAGCGUCUGUUGCCGCCGAACACGGAAACCGUUCAAACGAAACCGUUUCCCAUAAGAGGUGAAAGAGCAAAUUAUGUCAACAGUCCACACGUCAUUGCAAUGGUGGGCCUUCCGGCCAGAGGAAAAACUUAUAUUUCCAAAAAAUUGUCCAGAUACUUGAACUGGAUUGGGAUCAACACUAGAGUUUUUAAUCUUGGCGAGUACCGUCGCCACGCCACCACCGCCUACAAAAACCACGAGUUCUUCCGUCCUGACAACCAGGAAGCGAUGGCCAUAAGGGCGCAGUGUUGCAUCGAGGCCCUGCACGACGUCUGCCAAUGGCUGGAGAACGGAGGCGAGGUUGCCGUUUUCGACGCCACAAAUUCCACGUUGGACCGUCGAAAAUUGAUACACGAAUUCGUGGUCGGAAAAAUGGGCUUCAAGUUGUUUUUCGUCGAGAGCGUUUGCGACGACCCCAUGAUCAUCGAGCAAAAUAUCAUGGAGGUAAAAGUGAGCAGUCCAGAUUACGCAAACAUGAACAAAGACGCGGCGUUGACAGACUUCCUGCAAAGGAUACAGCAUUACCAGGAAAAAUACAGUCCUUUGGACGAGGACCUGGAAAAAAACAUUUCCUUCAUGAAAAUUUACAACACUGGCGAAAAAGUUGUUGUGCACAAACAUGAAGGACAUGUUCAAGCCAGGAUAGUUUACUAUUUGAUGAAUAUACACAUAACACCAAGGACAAUCUAUCUGACAAGGCAUGGAGAAAGCGAACAAAACCUGGAAGGUCGCAUCGGUGGCGAUUCAAAUUUGAGCGACAGAGGGCGCCUCUAUGCAGCUGCCUUAGCUAACUACAUUCACGACGGACAAAUCGAGGGUCUACGUAUAUGGACGUCUUGGUUGAAAAGAACCAUACAGACCGUGUCCGGUUUAAAUGUAGCUCAGGAGAGGUGGAAGGCACUGAACGAAAUUGACGCCGGGGUUUGCGAAGAGAUGACGUACGAGGAGAUUCAGGAGAAAUAUCCGGAGGAGUUUGCUUCGAGAGAUCAAAACAAAUUCGCGUAUCGUUAUCCGAGGGGAGAGAGCUACGAGGACUUGGUCGCCAGGCUGGAACCGGUGAUUAUGGAGCUUGAAAGGCAGGGAAAUGUUUUGGUGGUUUCUCACCAGGCUGUUAUCAGAUGCCUCUUGGCUUAUUUCCUUGACAAAUCUGCAGAUGAAUUGCCGUAUCUUCAAGUGCCGUUGCACACGAUAAUCAAGCUGACGCCAGUGGCGUACGGUUGCAGGGUGGAGCACAUUAAACUGCCCAUAGAAGCAGUUGACACGCACCGUGCAAAACCGAAGGUUCCUGGGCAGUUGGAUGAAAAAUUCAAACAGUUCAAAAAAGUAAACUCGAUUCCGACAUGAUGCCAAGGUUGCCAGAUUGACUGAAUACAGGGUGCCUAAAUAAUAAUUUAAACCAAUUUGUAACAAAAAAAAUUAAAUCAAACAAAUCUUGAUGUGAUUUUAACCCUCUGUCGGUUUUUAGAAUUUUAACAAACCACUUUACAUGGGCAUAGAUAGGAUAAAUAUGUAAUUUUCGGAACCAAUGUAUGUAUUUUCGAGUAAAUGUUAUACGUACAUUAUAUAUGGGAAGAGUAUGUAUAAAUGUGGUUAAUUAAUAUUUAUGUAAUUGUAAGCCCAAAAAGGGGGCAAUUCAAAAAAAUUAUUUAUAUAUUUUCGUUAAUAUAUUUUGUAAUUAGAAAUGCCCCUUUGUUUAUUUAGUUCUAAUUUUACAAAUAUAGGCCUUUUUAUGUAUUGAUAUGGUAAUUGUAUAUUUCAUGUUAAAUAAAGGUAUCUAUUUUAUUUUUAA